This is a messenger RNA of Notechis scutatus (mainland tiger snake), 5722 nucleotides long. Lineage: Eukaryota; Metazoa; Chordata; Lepidosauria; Squamata; Elapidae. The record is from RefSeq and is a predicted model, not a curated record.
AUGUCGGCUCCUCUUGGGCCCCGAGGCGGCCCUGCUCCCCCUCCGCCUCCGCCGCCUCCGCCCGAGAUGCCCGACCUCAGCCACCUCACGGAGGAAGAGAGGAAGAUCAUCCAAGCCGUCAUGGACCGCCAGAAGAAGGAAGAAGAGAAGGAGCAGUCCGUGCUGAAGGGUAAAGAAGAACAAAAACAACCAGUGACACAGUGGUUUCCCUUUAGUGGGUUCACUGAGCUGGUAAAUAACGUUCUUCAGCCACAGCAAAAACAACAAAAUGAGAAGGAGCCCCAGACGAAACUACACCAACAGUUCGAAAUGUAUAAAGAACAGGUGAAGAAAAUGGGUGAAGAAUCACAGCAGCAGCAGCAGCAGCAACAGCAGCAGCAGCAGCAACAACAGAAAGGCGAUGCUCCAACCUGUGGCAUUUGUCACAAAACAAAAUUUGCUGAUGGCUGUGGCCAUAACUGUUCAUAUUGCCAAACUAAAUUUUGUGCACGUUGUGGAGGACGAGUGUCUUUACGUUCAAACAAGGUAAUGUGGGUGUGUAAUUCAUGUCGAAAACAACAAGAAAUCCUCACAAAAUCUGGAGCAUGGUUUUAUAGUGGAACUAACACCCCACAGAAGUCUGAUCAAGUGGGUUUUAGAGGACUGCAGAAUGAAAAAGCACCUCAGGACAAAAAAACAAAGCUGCAAGAACAGUCAGUCUUGGAACGAAGCAGAUCUCAAGGGAUUACAAGGCAAGGGUCCAUAAACGGAUCAGGAGGAAAGGUGGUGGGUGACACAGCAGACAGAAAAAGAAGCCCAUCAAUACCCAGGGAUCAAAACAGAAGUUUCAAUCAGCUGGAGGAGAAAGACGACUAUUUACAGUAUGCAACAUCAGAUGCUGCAAUGCCAAGAUCACCAUCAGAUUAUACAGACAGACAUUCACAACAUGGGUUGCAACCAUAUGAAGAACCUGAAAUUGAUGACUAUAGGGAUUCUAGCAGAAGAAACCACAGACGUUCAAGGGAAUAUCAGUUAGAGGAAGAUGACAUGCAAAAUAGAGGAGAAUAUGAAAGGCAGCGGAGGGAAGAAGAAUAUCAAGCACGAUACCGAAGUGAUCCUAAUUUGGCUCGUUAUCCUGUCAAACCCCAACCAUAUGAAGAGCAAAUGCGCAUUCAUGCUGAAGUCUCGCGUGCACGCCAUGAAAGAAGGCACAGUGAUGUGUCUUUGGCCAAUACUGAAUUGGAAGAUUCCCGGAUUUCGAUGAUGAGAAUGGACCGACCAUCAAGGCAAAGGUCUGUCUCUGAACGCAGAGCUGCCAUGGACCAACGUUCGUAUUCAAUGGAAAGGACUCAGGGACUAAGUCCCAAUAGGCAGAGAACCGCAAAUCACAGUCCUCCAACACCGAGGAGGAGUCCAAUACCUUUUGAUAGACCAGAUAUGAGGAGAACUGAUCCAUUAAGAAAACAGCAUCAUUUAGACCCAAGCUCAGCUGUACGGAAGACAAAACGUGAAAAAAUGGAAACCAUGUUAAGAAACGAUUCAUUGAGUUCAGAUCAGUCUGAAUCAGUUAGGCCUCCACCCCCAAAGCCUCAUAAAACAAAAAAAGGAGGUAAAAUGCGCCAGGUGUCAUUGAGCAGCUCUGAAGAAGAGUUGGCUUCCACACCAGAAUACACCAGCUGUGAUGAUGUAGAAAUUGAAAGUGAAAGUGUUAGUGAAAAAGGGGACAGUCAAAGGGGAAAAAGAAAAACUAGUGAACAGGCAGUUUUGUCGGACUCUAACAUCUUAUCUGAAAGACAAAAGAAAAUGGUGUGUUUUGGUGGCCAGUCUUUGGAAGAGGACUUGGAGUGGUCUGAACCUCAGAUUAAGGACUCUGGGGUAGACACUUGUAGUAGCACAACUCUAAAUGAGGAACAUAGCCAUAGUGAAAAGCAUCCUGUAACCUGGCAGCCAUCCAAAGAUGGAGAUGGCUUAAUUGGCCGAAUUUUGUUAAAUAAACGCCUAAAAGAUGGAAGCGUGCCUAGAGAUUCAGGAGCAAUGCUUGGACUUAAGGUGGUUGGAGGAAAGAUGACUGAAUCAGGCCGACUAUGUGCAUUUAUCACCAAAGUAAAAAAAGGAAGUUUAGCUGACACAGUUGGACAUCUUAGGCCAGGUGAUGAAGUAUUAGAAUGGAAUGGAAGGCUUUUGCAAGGAGCCACAUUUGAAGAAGUGUAUAACAUCAUUCUUGAAUCCAAACCAGAGCCACAAGUAGAACUUGUAGUUUCAAGGCCAAUUGGGGAUAUUCCCAGAAUACCUGACAGUACGCAUGCACAGUUGGAGUCGAGUUCUAGUUCAUUUGAAUCUCAGAAAAUGGAUCGGCCUUCCAUAUCAGUCACUUCUCCCAUGAGUCCUGGCAUGUUGAGAGAUGUUCCACAGUUUUUAUCUGGACAACUUUCAAGCCAAAGCCUUAGUAGAAGAACAGCGCCUUUUGUUCCUAGGGUUCAGAUAAAGUUGUGGUAUGACAAAGUUGGCCAUCAAUUAAUAGUCACAAUAUUGGGAGCAAAAGAUCUUCCUUCAAGAGAAGAUGGGAGACCAAGGAAUCCCUAUGUUAAGAUUUACUUUCUUCCUGACAGAAGUGAUAAAAAUAAAAGAAGAACAAAAACAGUAAAAAAAACAUUGGAGCCCAAGUGGAAUCAAACAUUUAUUUAUUCUCCAGUUCAUCGGAGAGAAUUUCGAGAGCGAAUGUUGGAAAUUACUCUUUGGGACCAAGCUCGUGUUCGUGAGGAAGAAAGUGAAUUUUUAGGAGAGAUUCUUAUUGAAUUAGAGACAGCAUUACUGGAUGAUGAGCCUCAUUGGUACAAACUCCAGACUCAUGAUAUGUCCUCAUUGCCACUUCCCCAUCCUUCCCCAUAUUUGCCACGUCGACAACUUCAUGGGGAUAGCCCUACACGAAGGUUGCAAAAUAAAGGCUCAUAUUCAUAUAAUCCAGGAUCCAAAAGAAUAAGUGAUAGUGAAAUCUCGGAUUAUGAUUGUGAUGAUGGAAUAGGAGUAGUGUCAGAUUACAGACAUAAUGGAAGAGAUCUUCAAAGUUCAACAUUAUCAGUGCCAGAACAAGUGAUGUCAUCCAAUCAUUGCUCUCGAUCAGGCUCUCCUCACCGUGGUGACAGUAUAGGAAGAACUAGAUCCUGGUCUCCCAGUGUUCCUCCAUUACAAAGGAGGAGUAGGAAGGAGGGAAGAGAGCCUAAUACAUAUGUUGAUGACACGUUUAUUUCCCCUGCUCUCGAAAGGUAUUACAAUGGUGCAAGUUCAUGGGCAGAUCAUGUAGUCAAUGGUACAGCUGAAAAUCACAGAAGUGAAACAAUGGAUAUAUUGGCAGAUCAAGCUUUCCAUUCAGAAAAUGUGCAUAUAGAUUCAGAGGAAAAUAUGAGGAAUUGGGAACCUAGACUACCAUAUCAAAGAUCCAGAUCAACAGAACAACGUCCAGUGCUAGAGCGGCCCAGCCCCCGCUCCCGAUCCACUGAGCGUCCUGAGUCAAACCUCAUGAGAUCGAUGCCUUCAUUAAUGACUGGAAGAUCUGCCCCUCCCUCACCUGCAUUAUCGAGGUCACAUGCUCAUUCGGGGUCAGUCCAAACAAGCCCAUCAAGUACUCCAGUGGCAGGACGCAGGGGUAGACAGUUGCCACAACUCCCACCAAAAGGGACCCUGGAGAGAAGUACUCUGGAUAUUGAAGAGAGAAAUCGUCAAAUGAAAAUGAACAAAUACAAACAUGUAGCAGGAUCAGAUUCGAGGCUGGAACAAGAUUAUCAUUCUCAGUAUCGUCCUCAACGAGGCUCUGAUAAUGUCUCCAACAAGUCUUCAGACAGUGAUGUCAGCGAUGUAUCAGCAGUCUCGAGAACCAGUAGUGCAUCCCGUUUUAGCAGCACUAGUUAUAUGUCUGUGCAAUCAGAAAGGCCAAGAGGAAACAAGAAAAUUAGAUCACAUGAGGAAAGAAAAGAGGGAUGGGAGGAAGGGGAUGGGGAAGUAUUCCUUGAGAAAGAAGAGGAGGAUCAGGAACUGGAGAAAAAAUUGGAUGAACAAGAUGAUGAAAAAGGGGAAGGGGAGGAGGUGACAAAGAAUGGUGAUGAGGAAGAUAAAGAAGCAGAAGAGGAUGAAGGGGCCCAAGAGGAGAUAACUGAGGAAGGAACAGAAACAAGCAAUAAAGAGGAAUUGCAAAGGAGGUACUCACAGGAUGAUCUCAGUGUUUUCACAUCUAAAAUGCAAAGCAGACAGAUUGGCGCUUCAGGACAGAACAUAACUAAAAGCACCAGCAUCAGUGGGGAGAUGUAUACCCUAGAGAAGAACGAUGGCAGCCAAUCUGAUACAGCAGUGGGCACUGUGGGUGCAGGUGGCAAAAAACGGCGAUCCAGUAUUGGUGCUAAAAUGGUAGCUAUCGUGGGACUUUCACGGAAAAGCAGGAGCACCUCACAACUCAGCCAAACUGAAGCAGGUGGUAAAAAAUUGAAGAGUACAGUACAAAGAAGCACAGAAACUGGGUUGGCUGUGGAGAUGAGAAAUUGGAUGACACGUCAGGCCAGCAGGGAGUCUACAGAUGGCAGCAUGAACAGUUAUAGCUCAGAGGGAAAUUUGAUCUUUCCUGGUGUGCGGUUGGCAGCAGAUAGCCAAUUCAGUGAUUUCCUGGAUGGACUUGGCCCUGCACAGCUUGUUGGACGCCAGACCCUAGCUACUCCAGCAAUGGGUGAUAUCCAAGUUGGAAUGAUGGACAAAAAGGGACAAUUGGAGGUAGAAAUAAUAAGAGCACGAGGCCUUGUUGUAAAACCAGGUUCAAAGACACUGCCAGCACCCUAUGUAAAGGUGUAUCUAUUAGAAAAUGGAGUCUGUAUAGCCAAAAAGAAAACAAAAGUGGCAAGAAAAACCCUGGAACCACUUUACCAGCAGCUGUUGUCAUUUGAAGAGAACCCUCAAGGGAAAGUUUUACAGAUUAUUGUAUGGGGAGACUAUGGGCGUAUGGAUCAUAAAUCCUUUAUGGGAGUGGCACAGAUACUUUUAGAAGAACUGGACCUGUCCAAUAUGGUGAUUGGCUGGUUUAAACUAUUUCCUCCUUCGUCCCUAGUAGAUCCAACUUUGGCCCCUCUUACAAGAAGGCCUUCCCAAUCAUCUCUCGAAAGUUCAACAGGACCGUCGUACGCUCGCUCAUAGCAGCUGUGAACUUUAUCAUAGCAACCAGCGUUACAAAAAAAAAAAAUUAACAGGUCGCAAGCUCUGGUAACACUGCAUGCUUAAUGUUGCGUCUUUGGAGCCUGUUUCUAGGGCUAGAAAGCGAUCCUGUAUUCUCAGAGGAAGUUGCACACAUUGUGCUCUAAAGGAAGUCCUCAGGUGAAGGAGUGGAACUGGAAGAACUGAAUGGUUUGGAGUUCAGUAACACUCAACUUUUAAUCCAAUUUGAAGCCAUGGAUUAAACUAAAGAAUCAAGUUGUCUCAUACAACAAGAAUCCCUUCAAUGGCACGUCUAUUUUCUUGUUCCCUUUUCUUUACUGGCCCUUUCCUGCCCGCACCCACCCAAGCCUGGUUAUGCCACAGAUAUAUGGAACUACCCAAAGAAGUCGUGCUAGAAGAAAAAAAGAAAAGUGAGCUGUCAUUGCAUUCAUUAACAGCAGAGGAAACUUGCCUUAUCAGAAAGCUUGAAGACUUAGAGUGGCAGGCUUUGUAACUCCGGCUACUAAUCAAAUCCAGCGUGGACUAAUUGAAAAGUAAAAUCCUGUGGCUAUAC